GUUCUCGCUGGUAGUUCGUUUUGACACAUGGGAAAUUCUCAUGCCGCAAGAAAAUGCAUUUCCGAAGAGAUCGCUGAGUACCUGGAAACAGCAAAGCGCAACUACUUAGAAAAUUAUGAACAUCCUGUUAAAAAACCAGCGUCUUUAGAUGAAUUUAAACAACUGCGAACCUUGGGCACAGGGUCUUUUGGUCGGGUUAUGCUUGUACAGCAUAAAAAGACAUCCAACUUUUUCGCGUUAAAAAUCCUUGACAAAGCAAAAAUAAUUAAACUUAAACAAGUUCAACAUACGCUUAAUGAGAAGAGGAUUUUACAAGCGAUCGAUUUUCCUUUCCUAAUUCGGCUGGAAUAUAGUUUCAAGAAUGAAGUUUACUUGUUUUUAGGACUAGAAUACGUCUCUGGAGGUGAAAUGUUUUCUUAUCUGCGAAGAAAGGGCCGAUUUAGUGAGUCUGCAGCGCGUUUUUACGCAAGCCAGGUCAUAUUAGCUCUCGAAUACCUGCACUAUCUUGACUUGAUAUAUCGAGAUCUGAAACCAGAAAAUAUACUUUUGGACCCAGCCGGAUAUAUAAAGAUUGCUGACUUUGGCUUUGUUAAACACGUGAAAUAUCGAACAUACACACUGUGUGGUACUCCUGAAUAUUUAGCUCCAGAAAUUAUUCAAAGUAAAGGUUAUACAAAAGCUGUCGACUGGUGGGCAACUGGUGUAUUAAUUUAUGAAAUGGUAGCUGGUCAUCCACCGUUUUUUGCAGAUGAACCAAUAGAAAUUUAUGAACGUAUAGUUAUCGGGAAAGUAACAGCUCCUCUGAUACCCAAUUGUAAAGGACCUGGUGAUGCAACAAAUUUUGAAAGAUAUCGAGAAGAACCAUUGAAAAAAAGUAAAAUUAAUAAAUUCGAAGCAGAAUUCGCUGAUUUUUAAAUUGAAUAGAGAAAAAAAUAAACAAAUUAAAGAAUUUAUUUUUUCAUCGAAAAUUUAAAUUCUAUUCUUUCUUUUUUACCACAACUUAUUAUUAAAAUACAAAUUGAAUAAGAAACAUAAGGAAUAGGCAUGUUUUGACUUAUUUGCUCAUAUAAUUUUCCUUUGGUUUUCUACUACGAUAGCGUAUAUUUAUUUGUUUGUUUAUCUUUUGGAAUUUCGUUUCAUUAUUUUUUUUUUCAUAUUAUUGUUUCUUUGUUGGUGGUGUUCAUUGUGUUAUUUUUUAAUAUUAUCUAACAAUUAUUUAAUGACAUUGUCAAUUAUUUGUCAAUAUUUUGCAACCACACAAUUAUAAAAACUGAAAGACAGAAGAUGAAUAAGACAAGAUUAUUGCUCGUCAUUUCAAAUAAUCAUAAAAUAUUCGUGAUAACACAACAAUAUUAGUUCUAACAUUACAAAUGGAUAUACAUAUAGAUAUAUGGAUAAAUAUCACCUUAUAUCCUUAAUUAAAAUACACUUUACCUGAGAAUGUGUAUGAUUUAGCCUCUGUUAUGCGCCUGAUUGCUUUUCUUUUAUUUGUAUCAGAUUAAAAUGAUCAUUUAAUUGAAAUUAAUUGUAAACAGUUGAGUAUGGAGACAUUCACUGCCUUAUUACUGUAUGUAUGUCUUCAGCCUAUUAUUUAUUUAGUAAAAUAAUUGCAAUUAUAAUAAGAAGUAAAAAAUAAAAAUAAAACAGCAUACUUAAACAUUAAAAUUAUUUAAAUCAAUUUUCUGUUCUGGGUUUUUUCAUUGCUUGUAUACCUUAAUGCUUGGAGAAGAAUAAAACAUAAAAUUCUAUGUAAAAAGGUUAAAAGUAAAUUAAAUAAUAUCUCUAUAAAAGAAUUGUUUACAUUAAUCUAUGGAAUAAAACUUGGCACAUAUAUUGGUUAUUAGUUUUACAAAAAUAAUCCUUUAUAAAAUAAUAAAAACUAUGAUGACUUAGUUGUUGUUUCGAAUUGUAACGAUUUUAUAAUUCAUCAGCAUUGGAGUUGUUGUAUUCUCUGAUUUCAAGAGAAAAUGCAACAUUUUUUAAGUUUCCUUCUUGAUCUACAAAUCUUUAUCCUCUUUAAGUUACUUGUAACCCAUUUUGUGUUACCAUUAGUUAACUAAUUUCAUCAGAGUUUACCAUUAGCAACCCGAGAUUUAAAGUUUUAUGUGAGAUCUAUAUUUAGUCAAUUUUAAAAUAUUAUCCAAUUGUUAUUUAAUUAGAUUGCUAACAUUUUAAAUGACUGUUAGAAAUCUUUAAUAAUUGGAGCAAUAUGUCAAUGAAAAGUUAGCCAUUCAGGUAAAUCUAAAUUUCAUAAUAGAACCGGAAACUGUUGUGUGGCCUAUUUUGAUUUUUAAUAAACAGAGCUUAAAUCUUUUUUCUUGUCUUCUUUAAAAUGACAAAGGAAACUAAGUGUGUGAAAUGAGGUAGAUAAUUGCAAGACAUAUCAGUUAUGUAGGACGAUAAUAUAUCAGUCAUACCAUAAAUAACACUAAAUAUUUAAACAUAGUUCAUGUGAAAUAAUGGAGUAACUCCUUAAUGUAUAAGGACAAAAAUCGACUAAAAAAAACGUUAGAAGUAAACAUCACUUCAUGUUAAUAGUGCUUGAAGGAACCGUUACUAUUUUAAAUUAAUUUGAACUCCUGGUCAAAAGUUUUGGGAUUCUAAAAACCCUUUUAGCUGUCUUCGCUUAUUUUAUAUUUCAAUGCCAUUAUUCUUGAUUACAAAUUUCAUCAUUUAACUUCAUUUUGGUCAAUUUUUUUCAAACUAGCUCUAACUUCGAUUUUGAACUAGAUAUUUAGUUAUAAAUACAUUUGACUUAAACUGUACAACAAGCUAAUUUCGAUGUACAUAAUGGAUAAGUAUUGUGUAUUUGUAAAAUUAAACAUUCAUACAUAAAUACAUCAUUACAUAAAAGGAUGAGACUGAAGAAUUGUUAAUGAAAAUUUAAAAAGAAUCAACGCCAAACAUAUUUAUUUAUUUAUUCCAAUGUAGCAUAAUCAAAUCAAUCUAUGCACUAAAAACCAUUAAAUUCGUGUAACGUUUUGAAAUAAACCAGUAAAAAUUCUUAGAAAUAAUCAUGUCAAUUUAAUGUUCUAAUACUACACGAUCUGAGUCAGUGAGCUAGAAACCUGGGACCCAGGUCUCAUGCUAUUUGAUACCCAUUUAAAGAAAAUCAUACGUUUUUUGACGACUUCAGGUAGGCUAUUUUGACGAGUACCAGCUAAGACUAAACCUAAAUUCUAUGUUUUCUGCUAAUUGUCUCCAACUAUAUAGAUCCAAAAAGUAGUGCACGCAAUGUCCAGUCACUUCGAGUGGUGAUCACAUAGCAACCAUGUCGAUUGAAUUUAGUCAAUAUUAUACCUAAGAAUAAAAUACUUAGUAACCAAAUGUCGUCUAACAUUUUGUGAAACACCAUAUAUAUAUCAAAGGAUAUAAGUGACAUUCCAUUGAUCACCUAGUACUCAAGCGUCUCAUUUUCAUAAGAUUUUUCGGCAUUCCAAAUAGCUCGACUGUAAAUCUUUGAUAGUGUCAUUGAAUUAUUUGGAUUCAAAUCCUACUAGGAGUAUCAGUUCCCACUACAUUUCAAAUACGCAUUGCUGGAGACGAUCAAGGCUUCCUCCUGAUCACAUCUUAUUACAAUCUAAUACUAAUAAUGAAAAAUUACAAGCUGAGUACUAUGAACUUAUUAUGUGUUGUUUUUUACUAAAUGAUUUAACUCAGAUCUAUAUUCUUUCAUAGUCUUUAGAUUUUAUUGUAUUACGAAUUUUUUUAUUUUGCUGACGCUUAAUAGUCAACUCUCCAUUUUCAUUCAACUGUGUUUAUUCAGCUUUAGGAAUAUCUUAGGCUAAACAUUUUAGCUCUAUUUUGCAGCAAAGGUUUUAACCAGAAGUCAAACUCAUAAAAUCACAUUGAAAACAUAUGGUUUACAAAGUCAUGGAAUUCGAUUCCUAAGAACGAGAUAAGCAGAAAUUUCGGGUCACAUAAAAGUCUAUAUAUUUAAUCAGAGUUAAUAAUUUCAUAACCACCUUAAACGAUACACUACUGUUUAAAAAUGUUAGUUGGAAUGAAAAAAAAACACCAUUACGUAUCUCAUUCAAUUAUCACUUUACGUUAUUUUUGGUUUGCUGUUUUGUCUUUUAUGUAUAUGUCACCUACGGACAGUUAUUUUUCGGCAAGCGAUAUUUCUAAUAUGUUGUUAUUUUUCAUUAUAGUGAUUAAGUCGAUGUCUGACUUAUAAGAUAGAUUUUACCAUUAAUUUAUAAGACAAACCUUGCAUUUCACUUACAUUUUUAAAUAGUCAUUCAGCUUAUGUUUGAAGAAAUAACUGGUUGGUAUUUGAUCAAACUGAUAAUGUUGUAAUUAAUUUUUCAGCGAAUACUAAUUGCGAGGUAAGCUAACGGUGAAGUAUUUAUUCAGUUGAUUUUAUCUUAGUCGAAAACUGUACAGUUGUUUUUUUCUGAUAAAAAAAUAGCAAUCAUUUUGACAUUUUUCAUAGCGGAGAAGUCAGUAAAUUUAACUAAUUACUAUCUAUUCAUCUGCCUCAAGUGUGAAUAAGGUUAUUGAAAUAGCUUUCUACUGAGUAGUUUAGUUACUCUGAAUGUUAAUUAAAAAUAGACAUAGUCGUUUGCUUUGAUCAUUUGCUUGGAGUUUGUUAAGCUCUCAAAAUUAGCACAUUGUAAGACAACAAACAAACUCUUUAUUUGUUUACAGCAAUCAUGAAUGAAUCUAAAGGUUUAACAACUGAAUUAAAGGCUCUACAGAAACAUUUUGGUUAUCAUAGUUCAAAUAACUUUAUUUCGUGUAUUAUGAAUCCAUCUUAAGUAUUUAUUCAAAUAAUUCUUAGACGGAUUUGUACAGUAAAUUGUACGAAUUACGCCUGAUAGUUGACAUGACCUCCAAAUUAAUGUUGGAACACUUGAAAUUUAGUAGGAAGUAAGAAAUCAGACUGUAUCACGCUGUAACCCUGAUCUCUAGCUUAUAAAACGCCGUUCAUUUCAACAAAAGUGUCAUGUUUAAUAAAAGUCGCUUUGAACAUGUUAAAAUGUAGAAACCUUAUAUCAGUAUCUGUAAUACUACAUAUAUUCAGUUGCUAACAUUGGCAUUAUUUACUACCAUAUGAGUGACAGGAUAAACAAAACGAAUUAGGUAUUUACACUUUUUAUUAGAAUUUUGUAUAGUAUCUUUUGAUGUCGUUAGAUAAUUUUCAGGAGACAAUGAUAUACAUAAAUUUAUAUAAAUAUACAUAUGUAAAUGUAUUUUGCGUAUAAAGUGAUCGUAUAGAUACUUUACUAUACCUUAUUAUGCUGUACAGUGUUAACCUUCAAUCACUUUAGUGAUCAGUGACUAUAGUACUUCAAACUUCUUAUUCACUUAUGUCUGUUGGGAAAUGCAUGAAAGCAAGGAAGUCAUAUGUUAUACAAAAUAUGGUUUUUAAUGGAUAGGUUCUGCACUAUACAAUGAUGCUUCAUUCCAACAAAUAAGGCAAUGGUUGGCAUCAAGUUUAUAUCACAGCGAAAAAGUCAACUUAGUUCAUUCAAAUGAUUUAUCUAUUGACGCCUAAACAUUACAGUUGCACUUCAGUGAGUUAUAUGUAGCUCUUCAGGGUUACUGCCGGUCCUAAAAUUGGACAAAAGGAGAGAGCUUGGCAUGAAAUCUGCAACCCCAUGUCCCAGAAAACAACCUUGAUAAAAAAGCGCUAGUCAGAAUAAACGAGCGAAACCGCUUAGACUGUGCCCUCCGAGUUAGAGGAUUUUCUUUCAGAAGAAUUCUGACGCCUCAUGGUGAAAGUAACUCCGCCUGUAGCUCUUCUAGAGUUACUGCCGGUCCCAAGCCCGGAUAAAGGAGGAGGGUUGGGCAUGGGGUUAGCGUCCCCACCCCGUAGAAAACUAACUCGCUAAAAAACGCUUACCAGAAAAAAUAAUCCAAACCAUUUUAACUCUGUCCUGGGAGUUAGAAGGUUUUCAUUUAGAAGAAUUAUGACACUUCAUGGUGAAAGCCAAGUUCCUUCGGAAGCCACGAGGCCGAUGCCUCUUCUAACAACCAGAGCAAACAUUUUUGUAGGUACAUGGAACGUACGAACAAUGUGGGAGACCAGGAAGACCAGGCUAAUAGCAACGGGAAUGAGGAGAUACAACUUAGCAGUACUGGGAAUCAGCGAAACCCACUGGACCUAAGUUGGACAGAAAAGGCUAGCUACGGGAGAGAUGCUGCUAUACUCCGGUCACGAAGAGAACAAUGCUCCACACACUCAGGGAGUCGCUCUUAUGCUGUCCAAAGUAGCACGAAUUGCACUUGUAGGAUGGGAAUCUCACGGAUCCAGAAUCAUCAAAGCAUCAUUCAAAACAAAGAAGGAGGGGAUCUUAAUGAAUAUUAUCCAAUGUUAAGCACCCACAAAUGAUAGCAACGUCGACAUUUAAAUCAAUUCUACGAGCGGCUGCAGUCAAUCAUUGAGAAAUGCCCAAGAAAGGACCUCACCAUUCUGAUGGGAGAUCUAAAUGCCAAAGUCGGAAUAGCCAACACUGGAUAUGAAGAUAUUAUGGGAUGACAUGGACUGGGAGAAAGAAACGAAAAUGGAGAAAGAUUUGCAAAUCUAUGUGCAUUCAACAAAUUGGUCAUAGGAGGCACAAUAUUUCCACACAAGAGUAUACACAUGGCUACAUGGAUCUCACCGGACCACACUACAGAGAACCAGAUAGAUCAUAUUUGCAUCAAUAAAAAAAUUCCUAAGAACAAUGGAAAACGUGAGGAGCAGGAUAGAAGUUGACAUAGCCUCAGAUCAACUUCUAAUUGUGGUCAAUUUAAAACUGAAGCUAAAAAAGAAUUGGACAACUGGACAGACAGCAACACAAAAGUUCAAUACGGCCUUCCUUCGAGAUACUGACAAACUCAAUGAAUUCAAGAUAGCUCUCAACAACAGGUUCCAAGCCUUACAAGAUCUACUGAAGGAAGAAGAAACUACUAUGGAGAACAACUAGAGAGGCAUCAAAGAAGCAUUAACUUCGACGUGUCAAGAGGUUCUGGGUGUAAAGAAAUACCAUCAUAAGUAAUGGAUCUCUAGAGGAACACUGGGCAAGAUCAUCGUCGAACAAUCAGUUGAGUGGAACUCAUCACCAUACAUCAACUUCAUCGAUUAUGAAAAAGCAUUCGACAGUGUAGAUAGGAGAACAUUAUGGAAACUUCUUCGACACUACGGAGUUCCUGAGAAGAUUGUCAACAUUAUCCGGAACUCAUACGACGGACUACAUUGUAAAGUCGUGCAUGGAGGACAGCUGACAGACGCAUUCCAAGUAAAGACCGGAGUCAGACAAGUCUGUUUACUCUCUCCCUUCCUCUUUCUUCUGGUGGUCGAUCGGAUUAUGAAGACCUCGACAUCUGAAGGAAAACACGGAAUUCAAUGGACAGCUCGAAAUCAAUUAGACGAUUUGGACUUCGCAGAUGACCUAGCCCUCCUAU
This is a messenger RNA of Schistosoma margrebowiei, 7392 nucleotides long. Lineage: Eukaryota; Metazoa; Platyhelminthes; Trematoda; Strigeidida; Schistosomatidae. The record is from the annotation of a GenBank genome assembly.